Colletotrichum higginsianum IMI 349063 is the source of this 2637-nucleotide messenger RNA. RefSeq lists its product as uncharacterized. The transcript has 3 exons. NCBI's taxonomy places the organism in Eukaryota, Fungi, Ascomycota, Sordariomycetes, Glomerellales, Glomerellaceae. The coding region runs from base 1 to 2637 and encodes 878 amino acids. The record is from RefSeq and is a predicted model, not a curated record.
AUGACGGACGAAACCCGCAAGCGCGAGCAAUACGAAAACGAAUAUGAUAGACAAUAUCACAUCCGCAAAUAUGCCGCAACCGCAGCGCAGAUCAUCAACAAUGCUGCAGAGGAAGUCCCGCGAGAGAAAAUCGCAGCUUUGGCAGGAGAUGUUGGCCGAAAAUUGAAGCAUUAUGCUACCAAGAACCAGAGCGCAUCCACCAUCUACAACGAUGUCCGCCGGCAACCUAUCGAAAGCGAUAAUGCAGAACUGUCUUCUAUUAUUGCUAUUAGAGCACACGUUGACAUUACUAUGAUAAGGAAAGUCGCUCCAGCCCUAACGAAGAAAUUCCUAGAGGAAAUGCCAUUGAACUGCCCAGACAUCGACUCAUACAUUACUGCAAAAAUCCAGUCCCUCCGCAACUCGCCAUACCAACCUGCACAAAAAUUCAAGGAAUCCCACAUGAAGAAACCGGGACACUGGGGGCAGGAAAUUCACAAUAUCUCAGGUGUGGCCAACAUCGAGGAUCACAAGCGCACCCUAAUUCCGCCUAUCGAGGGAGGUGAGGCUGUUAUGACUCUCAAUCAAUGGCGCAUCCGAGAAAAUGAAUCAAGGCAAGAUCAGAACGAAAAAUGGGAGCGCCUACUUACUGCAAUGAUGCGAGGUGAAAUCCGCGAAUCAGCGAAGCUGAAGCGCCUUGACGACGGAAGAGGACCGCCCAUUAUCGAAGAACUGGAUCAGAUCGACAUCACCUGCGUUGCAGCCCGGCACGGCACAAAGGAACACAUGAACGCCACGAUGGGCAGACAGGCCAGUCUGCUGCGGUUCAGGCACAGAACACAGAAUGCAACCCCAAGCGCAAAUACGCCGCCCCCGCCAAAACUGUACGAAUGCCCGAAAUGCUACGUCAAGGCAGAAUGGGUUGAUUCCAUCAUUUGGCACUGGCAGACAAACCACGAGGAGGAAGACGGCCUGUUUGAGGAAUCAGCUGAAGGCGAAUGGUGGGCAGACUUUCACACCUGGCGCGGAACCCGGAGAGAAACCAGAUGCUUGUACUGUUACAGAUCCGACGACUGGGAAGAGAUACACUCUACCAAAAACGUAACCCCAGGAAGCGGAAUCUGUUACACCGAAUUGACGGCAAGGGAGCACGAAAUAUGGCAUCGACACCAGCUGGACAAAGCAAACAAGAGAGCAAGAUCUGCCAGCACCGACAACGACGACGCAGAAUCCGAAAUUGAUCAGAGCAGCCCAAAGCGACAGAAGGCGGAUUUCGAUUUCACGCUCAUCCAUAUCGAAAACCGAGGACCCGACAUGUGCCCCGACUGCUACACAAUUGCAGCAAGUUACAAAGACCUAGUAGAAUGCAUUCACCACUGGACGGAGAAACACGGGGAGGAAAUGGCAGUUCAUUCAAGCUUGGUUCCUGAUAUGGAAGCCUUCGAGGAGUACCUUCAGGACGCAGACGUGGUGUGCGAAUUCUGCCCGGAAGACGGACCCCUGCACAUGGAUCAACGGUCACUCGCCAUCCAUCAGAAACGGCAACAUGACGACAACAUGGGACAGGCAUCGGCACCGGGAUUGGACCCAUGCAUGGUGCCAGGUUGCGACACAAUGCUGGACAACAUCGGGAACCACAUGAACGACAAGCAUGCCGACACUCACUUCCACUGCGAGUACUGUCUCCGCAAGACAGGCACCUCACAAUACCAUUUGCGGGAAUCGCGCGCAACACACCUUGUGUCGCACAUUGCCGAUUUUCCGCGUGACCCGAGUCGCAACUACGACCCAGUCGUACGACAGGAACCGCUCCUGAUGUACCUCCAACUUGAGAAUGACCGACAGGCGGCAAACACAAGAGGCGAAAUAGGAACCGCUCUGCGCAAAGCUUGGAAAACCUUACAAGACGACACAGACGAAGAAAAAGCUAUCAAGAUCAACAAGGCCUACAGAAUGGCAAUGGGACGACAGACAGCGCCCCAGAAAGACAGAGCGUUUGUCUCCGGAGACGAGGCACUGAUCAGGGCAGAAAUCGCAAACGUCCCUGAGACCGGAAAUGAGGAGGCAGCCAGGGGACACUGGAUGACGAUUUCCGUUCAGGACAUGCAGGACGCAGCAAGCGGAAACCAGACGCGACUCUGCGAUUGCCAGAUAAACAACAACAUGGCAUUAAAGGAUUGGAUCGCCCACUUCAAGGAAUCAGCACCCGGAGACGGUCUGGAAAUGUCCGAUCUGCGACGCAUCGACACCAGCAGGCGAUUACGAGAGACACGUCCUGGAUUGCCAAUCGAUUGUGACGGCGGCAGCGGAAAUCGAGGGGACACAGCUUCUGCCAAUCUGGCACUGCGAAGAGUGCGGCGAAAGCAGGGAUCUCUUCAGCGGCACGUACAACCAUCACCAUCGGAAAUGGGCAAAAAGAAUAUGCUAUAUACCGAAACAAUCGCGCGACAGAGUUGUCUACAAUUCCGCAAAGCAGCGCCCGAACCCAGUCUUCUGCUGCGAUUACCUCUUCGCAACGGAAGCCAUGCUGGACAGGCACAGGCUAUCACACCCGCUGUUGACGCAGAUAUCGCCAACACGAUUCCCAUGAAGGUACAGAACGGAGCGACGAUGAUGGUGACCAAGGCCUCAGUCGCUGGGGAGGAAACAUAUGAUUAG